Molecule: messenger RNA, 3658 nt
Organism: Camponotus floridanus (Florida carpenter ant)
Lineage: Eukaryota; Metazoa; Arthropoda; Insecta; Hymenoptera; Formicidae
Product: leucine-rich repeat-containing protein 24
Exons: 4
Coding region: 1170-3401 (743 amino acids)
Molecular function (GO): protein binding
Source: RefSeq, a predicted model, not a curated record
AGUGUGACGUCAGUGAGCAGUCACACAAGCAUGUCGGGACCUUUCCUGUCGGUGCGUGACCUGUAGACGGUAUUUCGUAAUUCGCUGAUUUUCUGUAUGUGCGAAGAAGAUAAUCAUAUAGUGUGAGAUUCGAAACUAUUGUCGAUCCGUUAUUUGUCACAGAAAUGUCAGAAAAAUACGAGUAAAAUAUAUUACGCGAGUGUACCGCGGCAUUUUGACGUCGGCACAGCUGAUGGCGCGAAAUCGAAGGAAAGUGAAGUUAGUCGCAGACGCGUCGAACGCGAAGAGCCGUCUUUCUCGCCAAAACGCGUGUGUGUUGUCUAUAGAAUAGUGCCUUACAAUUUGCGAUUUCGUGCACACGUAAAGUGGAAAUUUGCGACGAAACGUUGUUGACACACGGAACUGUUUACGCACCACUCUUCGCUACACGACCUUGCUAUUGUCAUGAGAUGUGUCGUGUGUGUCGUGACAUUUUAGAGUCGCAGAUUAAUUUCGCUGUUGUGAAGGAAAGUGAGUGAUGUCGUCAGUUAACCUAUAUAUGUGUACCUUAUAAUUCGCGAGUUUCCGCGAAGAAAAAAAUUAAAGAUUCUAUCGGAAAUUCCGAAUCAAAUAUACGCAUACAACGUCAAUAUAGCGCGACACGUUCGAAACGUAUUAUUUUAUGUCGCUUGGCAUAUGUGUUCGAACUGUCGAUUUUCGUGAGUGUUCGUGCAAAUGCAAGGUCGAAAAUCGGGAAAGCAGGGUGAAUGAAACUACGGAGAUUCUACGUAGCAUGGAUCGACGAGGAUGAUGUUUCCCUAGACAAAUGGACAAGAGAGGUUAUCGUCAUUCGAUGCUGGUCGUGACAGGAUGCAGUGAAAUGUAAGCGGAUCACAUCGGUGGGCCAGCGAGGAGAUAAGGACCCGGCCAUCCUCCCUUGAUUUGCCUUUCGAUAUUAUCUGCAAGCUGAUGUAUCUUGGCGACGGUGGAUUCAGCUCCGCAUCGGCUCGAUCGAAGUACCGCAGUCUCCCUUCAACGACGGUGAAGGGUCAGUGCGCGUGACUAGUGGGUUAGCGAAAAAUGCGAUAGAAACGAAGGAGUACGUAAGAUCGUGCUGUAAGAAGAAGAAGAAGAAGAGGUACAAGAAGAAGGGAAACGAGAGGGAGUUUAUCGCCGAAUGAAAGAGCAUCAUGUACUCAAUCGUACCAGCUUGGUGGCGGUGGGCUACCCUUUUCGGGACGAUGUUGCUGUUGUUGCUAUCUUGGGGCGCGGGUGCAGCAGAGGGCUGCCCGAGUAUGUGUGCAUGCAAGUGGAAAGGCGGGAAAGAGUGGGUAGAGUGCGCGAAUCGUAGUCUCAAGGGAUUACCGCAGGGUGCCCGCGAGGAAACACAAGUGCUCGACCUUUCUGACAAUCAGUUGGUCAAGCUACCGGCGGAAUGUUUCUUGGUACUCGGCUUAAUUAACCUCCAACGGCUCUAUUUGGGUAGAUCUCACAUUGUCGAGAUUGCCUCUCAGGCGUUUGUUGGACUGGUCGGCCUGGUAGAAUUGGAUCUGUCCGAAAAUAAAAUCAAAGAGGUGCCCACGGAUACGUUCGCAUCUUGUACAAGUCUAAUGAGACUUACGUUAAGCGGAAAUCCGAUUAAAGAGAUUCGCCAAGAUGCGUUUCGUCGUCUGAUGCACCUGACUUAUCUGGAAAUUAGCAAAUGUGAAAUAAAAGUCAUCGAGCAAGGCGCUUUUGAAGGUCUUCAGUCACUAGAGUGGCUUCGUCUGGACGGCAAUCGACUUGUUUACGUGCCUGAUCGCACAUUGCCGCUAGGGGGAAAUCUCAGGGGACUGACUCUUCAUAACAAUCCGUGGCAAUGCAACUGCAAGUUGAGAAUAAUGCAGGCUUGGCUUAAGGAAUCAGCUCCGGUAGCUCCGCAGGAAUCUGAACCAGUCUGCGAGUCUCCGGAGAGACUGCACGGUAGACAAAUCAAGAGCCUCAAGAUCAACGAACUGGCUUGUCUGCCUCGCAUCGAUCUUCAAAAUCGUUUAGAGAUUUAUGAAGGCGGGAAUGUUAGUCUGACAUGCAAUGUUCACGCGAUACCUACUGCCAAAGUCAUCUGGUUGUUUAACGGAGAACCAUGCGAAUUGCAGAAUGAGAAUGAUUCUGUAACCAAUGGGAUUUCCGCGUUUCCAAGAUAUAUUUAUCGACAACGAGGCGGGACCAACAUGAGCAGCACGUUGUUUCUUUACUCGGUCGAAUCGUUCGAUGAAGGUACUUAUAGUUGCAUUGCGGAGAACAGUGCAGGUUCUACGGUGGCGAACCUCUCUCUCUUCGUGCUCUUUCGUGAAAAAUCCACCGUGGAGCCGCCCUUCGACAAUCCUGGUUCCGGCUACGUGGCUGCGAUAGCGGCGGGCGCCCUAGUAGGCACUCUCUUGGCAUUGGGAUGUCUGAUAGGUAGUGUAAUAUAUUGCGCAAAGAAACGACGUCGCGACCGGAAACGCAACUCAAAGGCCCUGGUGACUCAAAGCAAAUCAGUGUUGCCGAUCACAAAAGAUACCACUAGCGGCUCUUGUCGAAAAGGUAACGGCAGUCUGAUCGGCUUAGAGCAUCAGCAGAUGGUGUCAUAUACCGAACGUGAAAUCAACCGAGCAGCUACUUUGGAGCAUCGGGAACACUCUAGGAACGCGUAUCCGAUGGCAAGUCCGGUCGCUAAGUACCUGACCGAGCCAGAUUUGAUUAAUGAGGUGCCUGAAAGCACCGAAGUGGGUUAUGGUCAACUAUACGGACGGCAUCACCAGCGAGUCGGUGCCGAUCGACAAAUCUUGGAAUACGACUCGGGCUAUCCGCUGCAGCCCGAUCUACGACCGCCGCCAGUUUUACCGCAGAUGAGUUACCUAGAUCAGGACGGCUAUCCGCUGAACUUUGGUCUGCCUAAGAUCUCUUUCAGCACCGCUAGCACUUUGCCUAGGCUUCGGCAACGAAUGACGGAGCCUGGCUCGGCGGCUGCGCCAGCGGCCAGGUAUUCGCGCGAGGCAGAAUUUCUCGCGAGGUCACCGGGAUAUGACCCUGUUUUACCACGAACCGAUGCCAGGUACACCGCAGAGGGCUAUCCCUUUCCGGUGCAUCAACAGCAACAACCAUUGUUGCAAUCAACAAUGCAGCCGCCGUCUCUACCGAUUCAGCCGGUCGAGCAACCAAUUCAGCAACAGCUACCCAUUCAAUCGCCAGUUUCACCAGUCUUCCCGGAAGUACCCUUUAUACCGUCACCUCCGGCGGCUUACAGGGGUGAAACCACCCCUUUAUCGCCGAGAUCCCUUCUCGGAAAGACUGCUCGCGAGGCCGCGGCUGCCGCUGCCGCGAGGGCGGAGGAGCUGCAACCACCAAAUCAUCCGGAAAGCCCUGACGAGGGUUACGUGGGAGACGCUAUGGACGUUUGAAAAAUUGCCAAUGACGAUAAGGGAAAUAAUCGUCAGUUCUGAAAAGCGUGGAAGAUACGUUUCUGGUCUAUCGUUGAAUAAGAUUGACGUUCACUUUUUGUAAUUCUAUCCAACCUUCGUUUUCUAUGAAUCUAUACUGAAGAAAAAAAUUGACUGGAUCGAUUUCUCUGCAAAAAGUCUACUGCCGUUUAACUUACUCGAAAAUGAAAAGAUAGAAAAAGAUAGUAUUUUGUACGAUUAUGUAUUUUCUUAUUCAA